Symbiodinium natans is the source of this 1281-nucleotide messenger RNA. Lineage: Eukaryota; Dinophyceae; Suessiales; Symbiodiniaceae. The record is from the annotation of a GenBank genome assembly.
AUGCGGGAACACGAUGCAAAGCCGAAGACUUGCUUGUCCCGCUAUCGGCUGUGCGCGUGCUGCUGCGGCCCUUCUGACGAGUACCGGGAGACCGCAGAUGUUUUUGAUUCGGACGAUGCCUUCAAGGAGGAGACGGAGGAGACGUGUGCCGAUGCAGACGAACGACCUGGAGCAUCUCCUUCAGAGGAACACUGGUUGCAGAGGUGGGGCAGCCUGGACCCGCCGGCCUCAAUAUCUGGCUCUGUCAGCGCCGCCAAUGGACAGGAUGGGGAGAUUGCGGAUGCGGAGUCCGAGGACCACAACUUUCAGGUCGAGACGCUCUGGCACCCAGAGUGGUGCAGCCAAUGCGAUGCCUUUUUGACGGGAUUGUGGGAUCAAGGCCUGCGGUGCUCGUACUGCAGGAAGCUCGUGUGUCAUUUCUGCGAAGUGGCAACGCUUUGUGUCGAGCGCCGGAUGAGGAUCGCUGCGAACAGAGAGGCGAAGUUGAGAUCCAGGAUUCAUGAGCUGGAAGCGUUGCUCGCUUCCAGAGGUGGCAUGGGCAUGGCUGUCUCAACGCGGGUCCGCAGCCGCGAAGCAAGCCCCAGAGAAGCCCAGGAGCCUUGGACAUCGAUCAGUUCAAUCAAGCACUUGCAUGGGCUGCAGGGCAAGUAUCUCGCCGAUGCCAUGCAGGUUCCCGAUGUGGAGCUUCAGGACUAUCUGUAUUCGAAGCCCUUGUUCUCUGCAAACCUUCAGAUGAGCUUACCAGAGGUUCAGGCAGCCUUGCUGCAGCCGUCGUUUCUAGAAAGUGUUUUCCGAGCCGAUGUGGGUGCAUUCGACAUCGUCGGAUCAAAAUGGGACAAAGCUUCCCAAAAGCCGCAUACACGCAUCCGCGGCUUCAAGUACAAAGUGCCAGUGCCAGACGACGUCCCCCAAGCUGUGCGGGCUGUGCUCACGUUGCCGGAUCAUGCAACGUGCAAAGCCUUCUGUCGCCUGAAAACGAACGACCGCGAGGUCGUCUUGACGCUCCAAUUUAUUUCGGAAGGAGUUCCUUUCGCUGACAAUGUGCGCGUCCAGGUGACAGAUGCGAUUGUGCCUGCGGGCCAAGGACUGAUCCUGAGACGGUGGGUUGUGGUUUUGUGGAUCAAGGAAUUCCCAUGGUCACUGCGAUUCUUGAAGAAUAUUGUGGUGUCCCAGGUCAUGGACAGGUCGCGAAAAACUGCACAAAUACUCACGGACCUGCUCCUGGCCCGAGUGACCCCGUCGGGGCAGCAGCGGGUAGCCACGCAAGCCGUGGCCACGUGA